AUGCAGAUUUCCACCAUCCUGGCCUCGGCACGCUAUGCGUACAACAACACCCCCAACACUGACUCGAAGCUUCGAGCCCAGUACCUUACAUUGAUCAUCCGCAAUCGCGACAACUUCAAGAAGAGCGGCACUAUGAAGGUCGAAAUGGAGCAAGGCGGUACAGACCUGUUCUUCGAUCUUUUCGUCGCCAUGUGUAAUCAUAUGGAUGAUUUGAAGACCAUUCGGUCCCCAUUUUCGUCUCCAUUUACUCGUUGA
Messenger RNA from Capronia epimyces CBS 606.96, 255 nucleotides. RefSeq lists its product as uncharacterized. The record is from RefSeq and is a predicted model, not a curated record. The transcript is spliced from 2 exons. Lineage: Eukaryota; Fungi; Ascomycota; Eurotiomycetes; Chaetothyriales; Herpotrichiellaceae. Bases 1 to 255 code for a protein of 84 amino acids.